Torulaspora delbrueckii is the source of this 807-nucleotide messenger RNA. It is a transcript of the gene PRY1, whose product is annotated as sterol-binding protein. The coding region runs from base 1 to 807 and encodes 268 amino acids. The transcript has a single exon. Lineage: Eukaryota; Fungi; Ascomycota; Saccharomycetes; Saccharomycetales; Saccharomycetaceae. The record is from RefSeq and is a predicted model, not a curated record. Gene Ontology annotation, cellular component: extracellular region.
AUGAAAUUUUCUCAAGUAUCUCUACUAGCUGCUGCUGUCGCUACCGCUAACGGUGCAGCUGUUACUGUCACCCAGCAUGUGCACCAGGAAAGCGUUGUGAGUGUGCAAGGUGUAGUUUACGUUGAAAACGGUCAAACUCACACUACUUACAGUGUCAUUGGAGGUGCCACAAAUUCAGCUGAAGCUCCAGUCUCAACUACUUUGCUAGCUUCCACUUCUGCUUCUACGAGUCUGGACCCAACUUCUGCCGUUCAAACCACUUCCCCAACAAAGGACACUACUACGUUGACUCCAACAACUUCGAGCUCCAGUUCCACUAAACAGACAAAGAGCUCCACUUCGAGCUCCACUUCAGCUCAACAAAGUUCGACUUCUACUGCAUCCUCAGGCUUUGCCUCUACCAUCCUAAAAGCUCACAACGACAAAAGAGCUCUACACAAGGACACUUCAUCUCUAACGUGGUCUGAUGAAUUGGCUAGUUACGCACAGGCUUAUGCUGACAAGUACGAUUGUUCAGGUACUCUAACCCACUCUGGUGGUAAAUACGGUGAAAACCUGGCCGCAGGUUACGAUGCCGCUGGAUCCGUCAACGCUUGGUACGACGAAAUCAAGGAUUACGAUUACAGUAACCCAUCAUACUCAUCUGCCACUGGCCAUUUCACCCAAGUCGUCUGGAAGGGCAGCACCCAACUCGGAUGCGGUAUCAAAAAUUGCAACAACGCCUGGGGCAACUACGUCAUCUGCAGUUACAGUCCGGCAGGUAACGUUAUCGGCAAGUUCCCAGACAACGUCCAGCCAUUGAACUAA